AAAAAACAUACAUUACAAUUGAUUCAAAAUGUCGCACAAACUGCUUUUCUUGGCAGCGUUAGGCAUCAUUGUUUACACUGCAACGCCCAUACAUGCAGGCGUACUGCGUAACACUGAGCAACCAGCUGGCUCGCCAUUGGAAGUGGCGCAAGCCAGAGCAAGUAAUCCGCCGGAGAGCACAACCAACGAUCCAACUGCGGCGGAUUCCGCAGCACUCAGCAAGGAUCAAGAUGCAACGGUAAGGAUUGCUGUAGCUUCGCUAGAUCCAGCGCCGAGCACCGUAGAUGGCAUUGAGAUUUCUUUGGAUACAGUAGACGAGGAAAAAGAGGAGUCAGAGCAAAAAGAGGAGGAAGAAAAGCAGCCAGAAGCAGCCGCGAAGUCCAAAGAUGAAGUCAAUGACAGCAAAAAGGAGUUCGCGCCAGCUUUAAGCGGAGACGAAGCGGCUAGCAUUAAAGUAAACGCUCACGAAAGCGAUGAUCUUGCAAAAGAUGUACCACUGAGUAGCGCUGAGUUUGUGUCCAACGCUCCGUCAUCCUCCAAGUUGCUACUCCUUAGCACGCCUCGACUCGCACGCGAGCAGGAAGAGAACAUUUCAGAGCCCGAAGAUGUUGACAUCAACACAGCUGUUUCUACCGAUGAGACCACCGAGCUGAGUGUGGAAGUGCAAACUGAGAACGAGAAGUCCAGCGAAGAAAGCAAGGAAAGUGAAACCGAUAAACCCAACUUCAUUACGCGCGUACGCGAUGCGCUCUUUGGCAAGAAAUCCGCGGACGAGCCAACCAAAGCAGCUGACAAGCCGGAUAAGAGAGAAGAAGCAAAAACCGAUUGCGGAUNUGCUGCUGCUGCUGCCGAACAGGCACCCGAGACGCAAAAUAACAAUGCCGCAACGGCAGUGCUCAUCGAAACCGAGGCCGAUUAUGUGCUCGUCGAUUCGGAUGUAGAGCACCUGGAACAUUUGGGCAGUUUCACGCACGCCGAUAGCGAGGAAUAUCUGCAGCCGAUUGUACACUCGGUGGAAGUGGUGCCAACGCAUUUCGAAGAACCGUUGCUGUUCACGAGUAGUUACGUGCAUGCCUGGUAGCCGCUUGGCGUAAGCCGAAUGGGAAAGAAAUUAUUGUUAGCUUAGUUUUAAUGGAAUCAUUUACAUAGGUUCAUCAAAACACAGUUCUAUUUUUACGCACUACCCUCAGAGCUCCGAACUACAUACAUCUUUUUCGUUUUUAUAGCUAAUAGUCAUUGUAGUUUCUUACAUAUGUAU
Messenger RNA from Rhagoletis zephyria (snowberry fruit fly), 1258 nucleotides. RefSeq names its product bromodomain-containing protein DDB_G0278469-like. The record is from RefSeq and is a predicted model, not a curated record. Lineage: Eukaryota; Metazoa; Arthropoda; Insecta; Diptera; Tephritidae.